Molecule: messenger RNA, 488 nt
Organism: Arabidopsis arenosa
Lineage: Eukaryota; Viridiplantae; Streptophyta; Magnoliopsida; Brassicales; Brassicaceae
Source: the annotation of a GenBank genome assembly
GAUUUAACAAUUGUUGAAAAUAUUUAUCUCUUAUGUAUUUGAACCCACCACGACCAGGUGUGUUCCGGCGACUUUGACUCACCGGAGAUCAUGAACACGGCUGAUGAUCUUGCCAUAUCCAAACUCUCUCUUCACCCUGAUUCUUCCUCCGAAGCUACCUCUUCAGAACUUGAUCAAUUCAUGGAAGCGUAUUGCUCGACUCUACGAGAGCUCAAGGAAGCAAUGGAGAAGCCACUAAUCGAAACGCACCGCUUUGUGGAUGCCGUGUACACUCAGCUAAACGACAUCGUUAUGUCAUCAUCCCCUUAAAAAAGGGUAACAUGAACAACUGUUCGGUGCUACUAUGUCAAUGCAUUUUGCCAAAAUUACUUUACUACUCACGUUUCAUUGAGCUGCGUUUACGUAACGCGUUUGUAUAAGCGUUUAAUGGUAACCGUAAUUUAUGGCAUGCCCUCCUGCUUUUUAUUUAAGAAAAAGAAAACUACUUA